AAAAAAGAUGAAAGAUGUUUCGCCUAAGAGAAAUAAAAAAAAAAGAGGCAGUACAAAGAUCCUAAAGUUGUACAGGACUUUACGAUAGUUGGAUAAGAGGGUAACGAAAGCUCGAGGUGUAAGGAAAGGGUAGUCGAAAGUUGGAUGGUUUAGAACGGAAGGGAAAGGAAAGGAAAGGAAGAGGAGGUAAACGUAAAAGGUGAUAGAGGGAGAGGGAUAAAGGAAAGAGGGAUGACGACCGGGUUAUCGGUGUAGUUUGCCAGCGUCGGUGCGGGGGCGGUAGGGCGGUUACGAGAACGCGCGUGCCCCAACGUAUACGUAUGUAAGAUAGAGAGGAAGGAAAAGAGAUAGUUAGAGGGUGGGAGAAAUAGAGGGUAAAGGGUAUAGUGGGAAGAGGAAUGGUAGCGUCGGCGGUGGAAGAGGAAGAGGUGGUGGCGAAGGAAGAGGAGGAGGAAGAGGAGAAGGAGGUAACGGAGCGACGGUCGCGACGGUGGCGAGCGAGGCCAGAGAGACGUCGUCGGUGGCCGUCGGUGAAGAGAAGGUUACCUGUCGCACGUCGUGGCGAGUUCACGUUGAACGCGAAUACGUUCAAAGUACAGUUUCGUUAAUCGCGUAAAACGUAAACGAACGGCUUGAUUAUUUUAUUCACUGGUAUUUUUCCUGGUUUAUCCGUGACAUUCAGGAAAUCAGGUCUGGAGGUUGGUUCGCUCGUACCGGACGUCCGACUACUCUGCUCUCCGUUUCGACUGCAGACUCGAGACUCGAGACUCGAAACUCCUGGCAGGGUCGAUCGGUGUGUGCGCGCGUGCAUCUUCCGAUUGACGUGACAGCGGAGGAAAAGCCGCGGGCCCGUUAAGCGGGGAAGAGCGGCGCGGAAGUGUCCGAGCCGCGAACAGACUCGCGGCGGAGGUUUUCCUUUGGACCGUUUGCCCGGAGAAUCGACCAGUUGAGCGCACGAUGGCGGACGAUCAGGAAGCAAACAACACGUGCGAGGAUUCCCUCGGACCCGGCGAUGCGAAUACCGCAUUCGCCAAGAAGCUCCGCGGAAGAAAAGGAGCCCUCAAAAAGAAGAAUGUCUACAUCGUCAAGAACCACAGCUUCAUGCCGCGGUUCUUUAAACAACCGACGUUCUGCAGUCAUUGCAAGGACUUUAUAUGGGGGUUCGGCAAGCAGGGAUACCAAUGCCAAGUCUGCAGCUUUGUCGUUCACAAACGAUGUCACGAGUACGUGACUUUCACGUGCCCUGGCGCUGACAAAGGAGCCGAUUCGGACGACACGCGGACGAAGCACCAGUUCAAGCAAUACACCUACAACAGCCCCACGUUCUGUGACCACUGCGGUAGUCUUCUGUAUGGUGUCAUCCACCAGGGCAUGAAGUGCCAAGCAUGCGACAUGAACGUACACAAACGAUGCGAGGAGAGCGUGCCGAAUCUCUGUGGAUGCGACCAUACCGAAAGACGCGGUCGUAUGUUCUUGCACAUCAGCUGUUCCGGAAACAAGCUCAUCGUCGAAGUGAAACAAGGCCGAAAUCUGAUUCCGAUGGAUCCGAACGGCUUGUCGGAUCCCUACGUAAAGCUGAAAUUAAUCCCAGAUUCGGACAACGUGAAGAAGAAAACGAAGACGAUCAAGUCUUCGUUGAAUCCCGAAUGGAACGAGACGAUCACAUUCGAUCUGAAGCCCGAGGACAAGGACAGGCGACUGUUGAUCGAAGUUUGGGACUGGGAUCGAACGUCGAGAAACGAUUUCAUGGGCUCUCUUUCCUUCGGUAUAUCGGAACUUAUCAAAGCGCCCGCCAGCGGCUGGUUCAAACUGCUCACGCAAGAAGAAGGAGAAUAUUACAAUGUACCUGUACCGGAAGAGGGGGUGGAUCUUGCCGAGUUGAAAGUGAAAAUGCGAAAGACCUCGGUGACGAAGAAAUCCACGUCGACCCACGACAAGGAAGUGCCACACAACAUGGGCAAGAGCGACUUGAUCAGGGCGAGCGACUUCAACUUCCUCACGGUCCUCGGCAAGGGCAGCUUUGGAAAAGUGAUGCUGGCGGAGAGGAAAGGCACGGACGAGCUGUACGCGAUCAAGAUCUUGAAGAAGGACAUCAUCAUCCAGGACGACGACGUGGAGUGCACGAUGGUCGAGAAACGCGUUCUAGCGUUGUCCACCAAACCGCCGUUCUUCGUGCAACUGCACUCCUGUUUCCAAACCAUGGACCGGCUUUACUUCGUCAUGGAGUACGUGAACGGCGGAGAUUUGAUGUAUCAGAUACAGCAGUGCGGCAAAUUCAAGGAACCGGUGGCAGUAUUUUACGCGUCCGAAAUAGCGAUCGGUCUUUUCUUCCUUCACGGCCGAGGUAUCAUCUAUCGAGAUCUGAAGUUGGACAACGUUUUGCUGGAUCACGACGGUCACAUCAAGAUCGCGGACUUCGGAAUGUGCAAGGAAGGGAUCAACGGUGACAAAACUACCAAAACCUUUUGCGGAACACCCGAUUACAUCGCCCCCGAAAUCAUAUUGUACCAACCGUACGGUAAGUCGGUCGACUGGUGGGCGUACGGCGUGUUGUUGUACGAAAUGUUGGUCGGACAACCUCCGUUCGACGGAGAGUACGAGGAGGAGCUGUUCGCCGCCAUUACCGAUCACAACGUCAGUUAUCCGAAGAGUUUGUCGAAGGAGGCGAAAGAAAUUUGCAAAGCGUUUCUCACGAAGAAUCCGAUGAAACGACUCGGCUGUGGAUUCCGAGGCGAGGAAGACGUUCGUGGUCACGCGUUUUUCCGACGAAUCGACUGGGAAAAGAUUGAAAAUCGCGAGGUGCAACCACCGUUCAAGCCAAAGAUCAAACAUCGUAAGGAUGUGAGUAACUUCGACAAACAAUUCACCUCGGAGAACACGGAUUUAACGCCGACGGACAAGUUGUUUAUGAUGAACCUGGACCAAACAGAGUUCAUGGGUUUCUCGUUUCUCAAUCCAGAAUUCGUGCAACACGUUUAAAUCGAUAUCUCCUCGUCCGGUAGUUGUAACCUCUUCACACACCUAUUUUCUCUUUUUCUCUCUAAUUCCAUUUCCUGGUGUUCAUCUUCCGACUCUUCACUACUCAGGGCUUUCACCGUCAUCUCCAUUCUCCUCUCUAUUUCUCUUCCGUCCUAAAUCUCUUCUAUAAUUUCCCUCGUUCUCCUCGUUUUCAGAGUUGUUACCGUUACAGAAACGUUCGUCGUAGUUGAUAUAAAACGUAAUAUAAAACGUCUCUUUUAUCCCGUCCGAGGGGACUCGGACGGUCUUCAAGGUGUUUUUAACGAAAAAGAAAAAAGGUAAAAAAAAAAUACUACCAUGCUCGCUCGUUGACGCGUACGAUUACGGUACCAGUUACAUAAAAUACAUAUAUUAGCGCGAAUCGGCGUCGAUGGAUUCGUUGAGCGAAUCCUUCUCUUACUUAAACGCGGCGAGGCGGCGAGGAAAGAAGAAAGACGAUAAACCGCGAACGAUCGCGAUUAAAAAACCUCGUGCUUCCUCCUGCGGUUAGGUCGACCCGAUAAACUUUCGUAUUGCUCUCCUCCUUCUCCGCGUACAUUAUUAUUAUUAUUAUUCCUAUUACCACCAAUGUUGUUAUUAUUAUCCGUUUAUUUCAGUAGAUUCUACUGUCGCCUUCCAAAUGAACAUAUUGUUGUUAUUAUUAUUAUUAUUAUUAUUAUCAUCAUACGAUUACGUAUACAUAUUAUAUAAAGCAUUAUAAGGAUAUUACACGUUACGCGUUGUAAAUUUCUAUUUGCAUUUCGUUAACGUUCCACUUCUUGUCGAUUUAAAGAAUCUCGUAAGUAGUCGAAAUACAUUAGAUAGUUACGUCGAGUCCUUGAAUUCUAUCGUCUUACGAGACGGAUUGAAAUCGAUCAGCGAUGCGAACGUUAUCGUAUCGUGUCGGCGUAACGUAAAUUUACACCCCUCACACAGGUCACAAGUACGUAUACACACAGGAACAUACAUAUACACGUACAGGGAAUUAUAACCGAUCGAUAUAAUCGAAGCACGAAUAUGGAGUACCUUUUUUGAGAAAGGUCGAUUCGUCUGCUCCGACGUUACGUGCUCGAUAAAUUUCGUCUCGAUAAUAAAAUUAACGACUAACAUAUAAUAAUUAACGAAGUGCGAGGCGAGGAUAGAUCGAGUCGUUGACGACUGUUACGGGUAAUACGGUGCUGGCGGGCAAGUGAUCACCGCCCUAGACGUUGAAAACGUUGGACGAAUAACGACCAACGUGCCUUUUAUCUCUUCGUUCGAUCGUUUGCCGGCAAGUUUGCGUUACUCGUUCAUCGUUGGAAUCGUUCCAGUCGAUCCGGUCGUUCACCGAUCGAAGCUUGACGAUCGCGCGACGCUUGGUCGUUUCGUUUCAGACGCGUUCACAGCUCGCGAAAUCAGAAUAGCCCGUUCCGCUUCCUCUUCGAGCCUCGAGACCGUGGAAGGGCAACGCCUCGGUACUUCCUGAAGAAAAAAAAAAGCUCUUUUCGUGCCUGAAAUCCUCGCAUUCGGUGAUAUACGCUUUUUUAUCGGGCCCGUAUCGGCUCGCGUUAUCGAGGACGAGAACGAGACCGAGAACGAUCGAGCCCAAUGAAAUUGGUACAAACCCCCGUGAAACUUCGAAUGAGAAAAGCUUUCGACCGAACGCAAAAGAAAAAAGGCAAGAAUCUUGAAUUUUCGCUCGAUCCCCGCCGCGAAUCGUUUUCCUCCUCGAUUUCUCUGUUUUCGGUCGGCCUGCUUGCCGACGCUCGAUCGUAGGGUUAAUUAUUACCUGUCGAUAUAAACUGCGCGUAAUGUGUCGUAGAGAUAGGUGAUCGGCUCGCGUCGACCUGGACGGUUAGGUGGGUGUCUUGUUUUUUAUACGCUUCGCGUUGGCAACUCGGCGAGCGACCAGCGAAUACGUUCGACCACGGAGGCCGAGGUAAAAGGAAGCGACGACAAUCUUCCAGGUUACAAAGAUAUCGCUACUUAUACCUUUCUUAUCCAUUCGUUUUCACUUCAAAAUCUAGAGUAAAGAGCACGAGAGAGAUCGAUCGAGUAGAGGUGCACAGCGAUACCGUUGUACUCGUAGGAGGGUUCGAAUCGUAUUUCCUCUUUUACCAUCGACCAUCCCCGAUCGUCCAGUAACGGAAAGACACGAGUUUGCGAGUAUAUCGAACAAAUCGAAUACAUAUGAGUUACGUCUGAAUUAAGCGCGUUCCAAAAUAAAUAAGUAAAUAUCGUAGUUCUCGUAGUUCUCGCCCCCUUAUUUAGCGGGUGAUCCAAUCUUGUUCUUCGAUCGGGCGAAAUUACGUAGUCUCGUCGAUGCGAUGCUUCGCUCUUAUCCGCCACCUCGUUUACGGUCCAACCUCCGUUCGACGGCUGGUAUAACAAUCAUUAACGUACACGGUGGUUCCAGGAGCGUGGCUCGUUCAACGCCAAUUUAUCGAUAUGUCCAAAAUAACCCUCGCGCAAUUUCUGCUCUGGUUCGAAUCAGCGACGCGUUCCAGAGUUUCCUUUAGAUCCUAAAUGUUCUAGCGCGAGACUACGUAACCUGUGCUCGAGAUCUAUUUUUGUACCAAAAAAAAAUUUGAGAAAAAGAAAUUGAAAAAAAAAUUUGAUGGAAGAAGAAAGGAAGGAAGGAAGGACGGAAGGAAGGAUACGAAGAAAACAGAUUCGACAUGGAAUCCCGCGUAAACGCGUAGGCGAUGAUUCUUCUUUUCUUCUUCUUUCUCCUCUUUCUGCUCUAUCGUCUACUCGUGAUCGAGUAGGUGAGACACACUUUUUCUCGUCACCGUGCCGCGUGACACCUUUCGUAGCGUUCUCUUCAGCUUCUACACGAUUCGAAUCGAACGUUGCGAAACGAGGCACCGCGCGUAAGGAUGAUCGAACGAAGGCUUGACGCGUGUACGUUGGAUGAACCGUCGAUCGUCGCUAACGAACGAUCUCGAGGGAAAAUAAUAAGAUAGCGACAGUUGCCUCGAAGACGAUGGAAAACGCGUGGUUCGGUGAUCGAACACCCUUCGACUCGAUUCCAUUCGUAUCAUCGCGAAUGCGUAGAUCGAUCCGCGGCUUGCUCGAUCGCUCGAACCCCCGUUUCACGGAUGAUUAUAGAAAAAUAUCAAAUAAGUGAGAGUUGAUUUUAUAAGAAUUGUGUCGUCUUGUUUCUUAAUAGAGACACACAGAACCGAUACCUCUGUCAAUGGACCGUUCGAUAUAGGCAUUGAUAUCUCUGGGUCUCUAUUUUUUUCUUUCACUUUCUCUCUAUCUCCUCUCUCUAUUUCAUUCUCUAUCUUUCCAUGGAUAUCUAUCUUUCUCUGUCUUUGUCUCCGCUCCUUUAGGUUUCUCAUCUAUCGACUUCUUUUUUUUCCACGGUCGUUUACCAUUCGUUCCUUUUAUCUUUCGCGUUUUUUGCUCUCUUCUCCUUUGGUAUGUCCGUUUUAUCCGUCACGGUCUGUCCAUCAUUUCUCGUUGGACUUUCUUUUCAAAGGUAAGGGGUAGAGAACGGUACAGUUUAUGCAGUUUUCGACAUGGUCGCGACGAACAGGCACACUCGUUUACCGCCACUUUGCUUUUUCAAACAAUUUUUCGUUAAAACGAUCCAAGGGUAAGAAUAGCGAACCAGCUUUCUCAAAGCUGGUUUGAGAAUCAUUUAGAUAAUCAUUCUAUUUUCCAGUUUUGUUACGUUGCUUGGUGCGAAGUCUGCUUGUUCGAUCGCGUAAAAAUUCCUAUUCACAAAAUAUAAGAAGAAAAGAAAGAGCGAAAAAAAAAAUAAAAAUGAAAGAUAUUGGAACCCUAGCGAAUAUAAUCCGCGUAGCUCCGUUCAUUCUCGAAGCUGUAAUUAAAUCUGUUAUUCUCUCGAUUAUACGUCGCAUGAUUAUACACACGUUCACGCAUACACACAUAUUUUUAAGAUGUUUUUGUGCAUUUAUAAUGUCGUAAUAAAAGUUUCGAAUCGUGCCAUGAA
Molecule: messenger RNA, 6940 nt
Organism: Osmia bicornis bicornis
Lineage: Eukaryota; Metazoa; Arthropoda; Insecta; Hymenoptera; Megachilidae
Gene: Pkc53E
Product: protein kinase C, brain isozyme
Exons: 13
Coding region: 958-2979 (673 amino acids)
Biological process (GO): protein phosphorylation
Molecular function (GO): zinc ion binding; ATP binding; diacylglycerol-dependent serine/threonine kinase activity
Source: RefSeq, a predicted model, not a curated record